CUGAUUUCUGGGAAGAUCAGUAAUGUCGCCGCAUCUUAAAACCAUGGUGAAAACGCAUGAGAUUCAGUAGGAUAGGAGGACUAGGAUUCAGGGGUAGGCUUUAUUAUAAGGCUGGAGGAUUUGAAUUUGACUGAUUUCUCUCGGACAGCUGUGACAAAAUGGCAGAUGCACUGCUGCUUGCAACUGCACCUCGGGGCAAAGAGUUCUCAUGCCCUUGUGCAACGCAAGCAUUGUAUUUACUGUUUUAUUGCAUUCAAAGAUGCGCUUCCUGUUGCUGUUCAGUCGGCAGGGGAAGCUGCGACUGCAGAAAUGGUUCACACCAUUAACGGACCGAGAGAAGAAGAAGGUGAUCCGGGACAUGACGAUGAUGGUGUUGGCCCGUCCACCACGUUCCUGCAACUUCCUCCAAUGGAGGGACCUCAAGAUUGUUUACAAAAGGUAUGCCAGUCUGUAUUUCUGUACUGGUCUGGACGACCAGGAUAAUGAGCUGCUGAGCCUUGAGGUGCUCCACAGAUAUGUGGAGUUGCUGGAUAAAUACUUUGGUAAUGUGUGUGAGUUGGACAUCAUUUUCAACUUUGAGAAGGCCUACUUCAUCCUGGAUGAAUUCCUGAUGGGAGGAGAAGUCCUAGAAACUUCCAAAGUAGAUGUGGGUGUAUCCAUAGAGGAGGCUGACACACUCCAAGAGACAAUGGAGGAAUACAUGAGUAAACCUGCCUACUGAGUCGAGAGAAGACAAGGAUGAAAGGUUUAUUAUUGCGUAGUAUGUUGACUAAGCGACUAACAAAUAAUUCAGCCUAAUUUUUCAUGUUUUCACUUAAGUUGCAAGAAUUACGUUCUUCAAAAUGUCUACCACUCUCAUUUAAAACCAUUUAAUGUAAUGCAGCUAAAACAAGAAUGUUUAUCUCUGAAAAUCUGAUACUUAAAAUAUAUCUCAGAGUAUUGAUUAAAGUCAAUAUUAUUUUUGUUGAAAAGUUUUCAGGAUAAUAUCAAUUACAUUUGCAUUUAUAAGUGCCUUUUAAGCCUCUCAGGGUUGACAGGGUGACAGGAAAUAUGACUGAAAACAUAUUCUCUGUGUGACAGCAUUGUCUCAUCUGUCAAUAUAUCCAAAUGUCCUUUUAAAAAUAUAUUUUAAUGUUUUUGUAAUGUAAUCUGUCAUUUACAUUUAAACCGAUGCUUUGUAUGAUGCUGAAUAAUUGAAGAAACACUACACAGUAAGGAAAAAUAAAGUCAAUGCUUUAUUAACCUCAAGUAUGUCACAUAUGACCACAUUUAAGAAAUAAUUACCAAAAAACACAAAUCUAAGGGAUCCAACACUGAUUUGGUUGUGUGCGUUGAAAUGUAAGGCUGGUGAGUCACAUGUACUGGUUGUAAGUGUUGUUGAAACUCAAAUGAAUGUCUGAACACUCACAUUUCUGCUAAUAAAUAAGAACAUUU
Molecule: messenger RNA, 1434 nt
Organism: Thunnus maccoyii (southern bluefin tuna)
Lineage: Eukaryota; Metazoa; Chordata; Actinopteri; Scombriformes; Scombridae
Gene: ap1s3a
Product: adaptor related protein complex 1 subunit sigma 3a
Exons: 6
Coding region: 209-721 (170 amino acids)
Biological process (GO): intracellular protein transport; vesicle-mediated transport
Cellular component (GO): AP-1 adaptor complex; membrane coat; intracellular membrane-bounded organelle
Molecular function (GO): clathrin-cargo adaptor activity
Source: RefSeq, a predicted model, not a curated record